Messenger RNA from Hibiscus syriacus, 1161 nucleotides. RefSeq lists its product as uncharacterized. The coding region runs from base 1 to 1161 and encodes 386 amino acids. The transcript is spliced from 4 exons. NCBI's taxonomy places the organism in Eukaryota, Viridiplantae, Streptophyta, Magnoliopsida, Malvales, Malvaceae. The record is from RefSeq and is a predicted model, not a curated record.
AUGCUAAAACCAAGGGAAAUUAUCAAUGGAAUUCUUCCGGAUUAUGGAUUCAAAGCAAGAUAUGCACAUGUGUGGCGCGGACUAGAGUCUGACAAAGAGAAGCCUCAAGUUCCAUAUGAUGAGGGUUACAAUCAGUUACCUAGUCUAUUAAUUAGGCAGAUUGUCGAGAACAAUCUUCUAUUUGGUGCAUUGCAAGCUUCAUUACAUGGCUUCAAGAAUGGCUGCCGCCCCCUCCUUUUCCUUGACACUGUGACCAUAAAAUCAAAAUAUCAGUCCAAGCUGCUGACUGUUACAGCUUUGGAUGGAAAUGAGGGCAUUUUCCCUGUCGCUUUUGCUGUAGCUGAUGUUGUCAAUGAUGAUAAUGUAGAAACUGAUGAAAACCAGAGGGAUUUCAGUUACUUGUGUACUGAAGAAGUUCUUCAAGUAAUUAUCACACAUUUCUAUGAUGCUGCUCGUGCAACUACACUUGAUGAUUCAGAAAAUCUAUCCAGAACGUCAAAAAUAUUUCACCAGAGGCUUGUGAGUGGAUCUUGCACAAGCCUCUUGCAAAGUGGACCUGAACACUGGUCAAAUGUUCUCUUUCAAGGUUAUCGAUAUGGACAUUUUUCAUCAAAUGUUGCAGACGCAUUUUAUAGUUGGAUAACUGAGCUUUCUGUUAUACCGAUUGCUAAUAAGAUGAUUGAUACCAUUUGCUGUAAGAUGAUGGAAUUGAUGAGUAUUCAGAAGUCGGAUUCAAGCCAAUGGUUGACAAAAUUAACUCCUGCUGUGGAGUUCAAAUUAGAACAUCACAUUUUGAAAGCUAACAUGCUUCAAUGCCAGUGUCACAUAGUAGCACUUUCGAAGUCUGACAGUUUCGGUGCAAUUUAUGUAUUGAACAAUGAUCUCUGGGAUUGUAGCUGUAGGGAAUGCAAUUAUGAAGGAGUUUUUGCUCGGACUUCGGAGUACUUCACGGUCCAUGCUUUCUGGUCAUCGUAUUCAAACUCUAUAAACCCAGUUGCAACAGCAGAUAUGGCUGUACAAAAUAAAUCUUCUACAAUUGAACAAGUGCCAAGGAACCGGACACAAUCGACAAACAUGCCAUCUAUUCUCAUAGUUGCACCAAAGUCGCGUCGGAUAUGUAAGAUAGCUGUUGAUAAGGCAAGAUCAGAUUAUGUAAUUUAG